Porites lobata is the source of this 3670-nucleotide messenger RNA. The record is from the annotation of a GenBank genome assembly. NCBI's taxonomy places the organism in Eukaryota, Metazoa, Cnidaria, Anthozoa, Scleractinia, Poritidae.
AUGGAGUUAAUGACUCACAGUGACAUUUCUGAUAAAGAGCUGGUAAAUACAUAUGGUGGUGUUGCCUACGAUCAUGAAAGUAUGCCAAGAGUUGUUGCAGUACACAGCUGGACAGUUGAACUUCAGAAUUCGUACACAUGUAACAAACAAGGACAAGUGCUACACCUUCCAUCAUCACAUGAACUGUUUCCUCCAAAUUCUUGUUAUUCUAUGAAGAUUGAUGUCAGAAGCUCACCUCAGGAUAAAGGCUUUGUUAGUAAGAGAAUAUGCACAGUUUCCAGAGACAACCUGGACACUCAUGUAAGUCAUACAAAGAUACUUAUUUGAUUUAUGUAAGGCCAACUGAGGAACUUGAAAGACUAAGAUCUUGCUAAAUGUGCUUUACAGAGCAAUUGUCAGGAAAACUACAUGUACUCACUACUGCCUGCCCAGUCUCCCUUCCCUGAAGAGUUACGUUUCAGUUGGUGUUACGAGUUGAUUGGCAAUAAAACUUUUAGAGGCAACAAUGUUGAACAGUGUGGUGCCAGUUUGAAGCAAUUGCGUUGUGCUUAAAACAUACCGUGUAACGUUGUCUUGAAAUACAACUAAUAAAAAUGUUUCAGCCAAAAAUGAAGAGCCUAUCUCUAAGUCCAACAGAUGUUGAGGUGUUUGCCAGUUCCAUUUUUAUUUUAAUAAUAAUAAUAAUAAUAAUACUAAUAAUAAUUUAAACAUAUUUAUGCAGGAUUGCUGCUUCAGUUUUAAGAAAAAAACUGCUAUCAAUGCAGGUCCUGUAAAAAAUUAAAAAUGAAAAAAUAAAAAUAAAAAAGAUUUAAAAUAUAGAUAAAAAUCAGAUCACAAUAUUACAAAAUAGUCACACCAAACGAAAGAAUCAUACCAAACGAAAGGGCUGGCUGGGAAAAAUUCAUAAAUAGUCUUGUUAUAAUUCGCUAGAUUUUCGUUCCAAAUGACUUUGUACUGCUGUAUUUGUUUUUGAAUAAUUGAGGGAGGAUUUGAUAUUAGAUUGACUCACUCAGACCCUUUUUCUUUGUACUUCAUCACUUGAGUACAUCUUAAUUAAUGUUCUUUAUUUUUCAGUACAAAAACAAGUUUUCUCUUUCUGGUACACCGUCGUUUGCUGUGGAAAAACUCAGUCAAAAAGAGGAGAGACAUAUCAACAACACAAGAACAGGAACAGGGACUGUCGGAAUUCUGACAACUCUUUUGCGAGAAAGUGGCAAGGAUCCUUUUGGCAAGUACUGUCAUAGCGACCAUAAAUCACUUUGGGGUAAAGAGCAUGUGUUUAUGCCACAGAUGGGUAAUUUGAACACCAACACUAAAGACAUGCCUGUCACAAACGUUGUACCCCUGGAUGGAAAAUUGAUAUCCCCUUGCUGUUUAAACUCGUUUGACAAAUACAGUUUGGAGGCCAACAAAACUGGAACAAGAAACUUGGAAAGCCAUGACUGGUCUAGAGUUGGAGUGUUAGCAAACGAAAACUCUGAGCAACUGCAUGUAAACUCUUCACGUAAGCGCCUUAACUCAAACUUCACCAGCUCACUUUCGUAUUCAGGGCACAUUUCAGAAGGAGAAGCUUUUGGGAAAGAUUGCCUUCAAGGACAAACUACAGAAGUUUCUGUUCCUCAAAACAAACCAUUGUUUACGCCAGCUUUGUGUAAUUCAACCGGGCAAACCCAGAUCUCCCAAACGCCCGUUUCACUUUCUCGAAAAAGACCGCGGAAGUCAAUUCCUAGGAAAAUCGAUAUGCAGUUGGAAUGGCAGAAGUCUUGUUCAAGCUCAGACGGUGAAGGAACAUCAAAAGUUUCAGAAUCGCCCAACCAGGAUGUAUCCGGCAGUCCUUCACACGAGAGGAGCUGCUCAGAGUCUGAUAAAGAGUCCUCUGGCGGUACAAAAGUGCUGUUCAAAAGAACUGCAGGUAAAAGGAGUUGUUUGUUCAUUCUGCUUUUAUGGGUGAAAGCCAAAAAUUGAGCUGUUAGUUACAGUUGAACCUCCAUGUGCGAGUACCUAUCCAAAACAAAAAGAUUUACCCAGUGAAAUUCCUAUAGUUAGAAACUCUCGUAAGCGACUGCGACGGAAAUUUUGGACUGACGGUUGUUUGAUUUUCCGUUGUUUUUAACCUCUUGUUAGCAACCGCUUGACUAGCCUGUUCCAGUUAUUCAGCCCUCGUUUUUCCCCCUCGUAACUCCCUGCGUACGAUUCUCUCUCCACCAUCUGAACGCCAGGACGAACCGGCCACUGCUUGACGUAUGGUCUUAUCUCUAUGUUCACUACGUGUACAUGUGCUCCGUUACUCGGAGAACCCUUCCUGAGAACAUAAAACUACACGUAGCGAAAGAUAAAAAUUGUGGGUAGUUAAUUCUCCUCGAAAAAGAUGUAUCGGAAUCUCCUGUCGGAAGGGACCCCCUGUGGACCAAGCGACCACCUCCUGUCACUUAAGGCGCUGGUUUUCACUAGCGACGGAAUCGGACUCGGAAUCGUAAGCGGAGUCUCAAGAGCGCGAAAAUCAAACAUCAGAGUAAUAAGCAGAGACAUAAGCGCGACGGAGUCGGAGUCAGAAGAAUCACAAAGUUUCCAUAUUUUCUUCCGACUCUAGUGAAACCAGAUUGUCACAGUCGGAAGCAGAAGCGGAAGGAUAAACCAAUCACGAGGCUAGUUCCCACGCUUUGUGAUUGGUUUAGUUCUUCCGCUUCUGCUUGCGACUCCCACAGUGUACGUUUCACUUGAUCGUCGAAACGACGGAGUCGCAAGCGGAAUCAGAGGAAUCAGAACGCUGUUUUCACUAGAUCGUUGAGUCCCAUGCUUCUGAUUUCUACUCUGACUCCGUCUCCGUUUUUAAUGAAAAUCUUGGGUGGUUGCUUACGGGAGGUUCGACUGUAUUUUAAAACUGAGUAUUUCUUGCAGAACCUCAUACAGCUGUAAGUUUUUGGGAGGGUAUUGGUCUAUCGACGCCUUUCUAAGGCUUAAAUUUGAACUACUGUACUUUGAUAGCGAGGAGGUUUGAAAAUAAGGAAAAGUACAUAUAUUUCUCUACUUCCAUGUAAGGUGUUUGGUCCGUUUCCCCAGUGCAUACAAGUUCGGACACGGAAGAAGACAAAGUACUUGAGGACUCACCCAGCUGGAACAGGGAAACAUCACAAAGUCAGUUACCUUAUGGUAAUUCUGGGAAUAAACCGGCAACGAACAUUUGCGUCUUUACAGAUCGACCUAUAGCUUCACUUGUACCAUACAAUCCUUUGGAAAAUGUCAACGUCGAGCCUAUAUAUUCUCCUGCUUUAGAUCGAGAAGCUCGCAUCAAAGAGCUGCUUAGCAAACAAGAAAAACUUCUAGCGAAAGUGCGCCAGAAAAAAAUUGACGAGGAAUAAACGAUUGAAGUCGUCAGGAGUGGUUAGCCUUUCGCAUGGACUUGAAUUUAUGGAAAUCAUAUAUCCUUGGCUAAGCUUUGGACUUAAAAGUUUAAUAUUGUAUGUAAUAUACUGUACGAUUCUCGCGGAGACUCGCAGCCCAACCCUUUAGAAAGGAAAAUUCAUUGUUACUGUAUGUGAACGAGAAGGACGAUAAAAACCGGAUAUAUGUACCGUUAGUUUUAUAGUUGUACCAUGUUACGUUACCAUUUGCAGUUUCACCGUCAAGUGUUAAUAUUACUUGAUAGGAUGCAGAGCGAAACAUAGUUUUG